Molecule: messenger RNA, 1056 nt
Organism: Caenorhabditis elegans
Lineage: Eukaryota; Metazoa; Nematoda; Chromadorea; Rhabditida; Rhabditidae
Source: the annotation of a RefSeq genome assembly
AUGUCUGCUCUCCGUGAGUAUUACUUAACAAACUACACAACAUGUCCAAGAUGCGACACGUUUUUAUGCUCUUGGAGAGAUGUUGCUUACACGUCCCAUAUUCUGACUGCAUUUUCAUUUCCAGUUUAUAUUUUUGGAGGUUACUGUAUCCUAUACAAGAGCCCAAAGGAAAUGUCAUCCUAUUGAGUUCCGCUUUUCAAUUUUCAUGUUUGGACGUGUCUUGUGGAUGUGUUUUUCAAUUGUCUCGUGACACCGUAUAUAUUUUUCCCAACUCUCACAGGAUUUUCAGUUGGCUUGUUGAAUUUUUUGGGUGUUCCACCGAAAAUUCAGGUUUGGUUGGCAGCACAGUGUCUGAGUUUGAUGUUAAGAUCUACAACAAUAUUGGUAGAAAAUCGGAAUAACGCAAUUCCAUUCAACAAGUUCAGCAUGACUCGGAAAAGUACAAAAACUAUUUACUAUUUAACAAAACUACUGAUUGGAGUAUUUUACGCAGCUUCAAUCACGUUUUUCAUACCAGCAAAUCAGGAAGAUGCACUUUUUGAAGUUCUCAGACGGCUGUCAUGUCCUUCUCAAGAAUUUUUCACGGCUUCCAAUAUUUUCGUGUUAUGUAUUGACGAAGACUAUAUUCAAUUUUUAGCUACUUUUACAGCGUUCGGAGUUAUGUUAGAAGUCAUUCAGAUUCUGUUUUACUUUGCAUGUUGUGUCUACUAUUUGUUCUUCUCGGCUCGUUCGUUCACUUCAAAGACUACGAGCAAAUUGCAAAUCAAAUUUUUUGCAAGCGUACUUCUGCAAACUCUAGUUCCACUUUUAUUCUUGUUCCCGACAGCAUUCUAUGCUUGGUUUGCUGUUAGGUUUAAUUAUUAUAAUCAAGCAUUAACCAACUUAUCAAUUCUUUAUGCUUCAAUUCAUGGCUUAAUAUCAACAUUAACAGUUCUUAUUAUCCAUUCGCCGUAUCGCAAAUUUAUUUUGUCACUUUCUCGGAAAACUGAACCAAAACAGUUCGUGAGGAAUAUCGAAAUGGAAUCCGUGAUGAAUAAUCAAAUUGUUAUCAGAUAG